GGUGGGAAGAGGACGAGGAGCUCCGAUCGGAGGCUCCGCCUGUCGCUCCUACACAGAUCUAAGUGGGUGGGAACAGCGAUUGGACGACUCCGCCUGCCGCUCCCAGCGCAGAGCCCGCGGGAGGCGGGCGGCCCGCCAUGGGCAUCCCAGGGCUGUCUGGCUUCGUGGAGGAGCGCGGCGCGUUCUUCGCGGAGCUGCGGGUGCGGGACACCAAGCUGGUGAUCGACGGCAGCAGCCUGUGCUACCAGCUCUACUUCUCCUCCGCCGAGGACUUCCGCCGGGGCGGCGACUACGCCCCUUUCUCCACCUGCCUGCGCUCGUUCUUCGCGGCGCUGCGCGCCUGCCGCGUGGCGCCCUGCGUGCUGCUGGACGGUGGCCGGGGUGCGCCCGACCGGAAGCUGCGCGAGCUGGCGCGGCGCGCGCGGCAGCGGCUGGAGGCGGCGCGCGGGCUGGCGCUGACCGGAAGUUGCGAGGCUGCGGACCGGAAGCGGCAGCGGGGGCUGGCGCUGCUGCCUUUGCUCGCCCGGGACGCUUUCGUGCAGACGGUGAGGGCGCUCGGCGUGCCCUUCGUGCAGUGCUUCGCCGAGGCGGACAGGGACAUCGCCGGGCUCGCCAACCGCUGGGGGUGCCCCGUGCUCUCCCUCGACAGCGACUUCUACGUUUUCGAGGUGGCGGGCGGGUACCUGCCGCUGAGCCACUUCCAGUGGCGGGGGAUGCGCGGGGAGGAGGGGGGCUAUGUGCCCGCGCGGUGCUUCUGCGCUGAGAGGUUCCGCGGGCACUUCGGGCAUGUGGGGAGAGGCCUGCUGCCGCUCUUCGCCGCCUUGAGCGGCAACGACUACGUGGACGCGGCUGCCUUCGAGGCGUUCUUCAGUGCGGUGCGCCUGCCUGGGAACGGGGGGAAGCACGCCCGGCUCCAGGGGCUUCUGAGGUGGCUGUCGCAGUUCGCCGAGCCGGCGGAGGCUGUGGACAACGUGCUGAAACACGUCAAGAAACACCGGAGGGAAGAAAUGAGGGAACUUCUGCACGCCGCCAUGGAGGAUUACACUCCGUCUGACGUGAACCUCGAGGACUUCUUUUCGGACGGAAGAUAUGAAUGCGAGGAUGCCAAGAAAGUGGGUGUCCCGGCGUGGGUACACGAUGCUUUCGCCAGAGGUAAGCUGUCCCCGCUGGUCAUGGAUGCCUUCAUACUUAGAAGCAUCUUCCUCCACGUUCAGGUGGAGAACAUGCAGAGGCCUAGCGCGCACAGCACAGCUUUGCCCAUCCGACAAGUUAUCUAUGGACUGCUUCUGGGAGCAUCUCCAGGCGCCCAAGCCGCUUCUCCAUGUAAGCAGAGCAACAAGCUACCGGUUGUGUGCGAGUUUGACAGACUCCAAAGCACACUGAAAAAAACAUUUGUUCAAGCAGCAAGCCUGCCCGCAGAUUUUUGCGAUGGUCAUUUUUCUUUGGACAAGUUAAUAGAGGUGCCCAUGUCAUGCCGUCAGAUGCUUUUGCUGGAAACUCUAGGAGUGAAAAUGAGUUCCCUAGAACCUUUCCCCAGUCACUUACAGCUCCCAGUUGCUGUGACGUGCUAUUGGAUAUGUCAUUCAGAACCAAAAGUUAAGUUGCAUCAGUUAAAGGCUUUACUCCUAAUGAUCGUAUCUGGAGAGCUGCACAGGAUAACAAAUGAUCCAGAUCCAACAGUUCUAUGUGCUGAAGAUGACAGGAUCACAUAUAAUGUAUUUCUAGAAUGGAAAGAAAAGAAAUUGCAAAAUAAAGAUUUUGAUUUACAUGCUGCACAUGGUUUUUGCCAGUGGCAGUGCUGUCUUCAGAUGGGAUUGUAUCUCAACCAGUUGCUUUGCAGUCCUCUCCCUGAGCCAGACCUAAACAGGCUUUACAGUGGGACCCUUGUGCACAGACUGUAUCAAGAGCUUAAAUCAACACCUUCAGUGGAAAAUCUGUUCAGUUUAUCUCCAAAAAUGACUCAGCUUUAUCAAGUUUUGUUAAGUACAGUGGAGUCAGUGGUACCUCCAGACUUCUUUCAGAAGAUGACCAAGACCAAAUCAAAGUCCUGCAAAAAGAAGAAAGCAUCUAAUAAGAAAAAAGAAGCCAGCAGGUGUGCAGUACCAGAAACUCAGCAUUUAUGCAACAUUAAUAGGUUUGCCUCACUUGGAGUGGAUGACUGAAAGCAUUAUUAGAACAACUUAUGAUGCCAUGCGGAUGGAAGAAAUGAUACUAAAAUAGGUGACUGUAUUGGAAUUUGCUCAGCUGUUUUCACACAAGUUCCUGCUUCAGUUUUUACCCCACAACUCUUGCUUCUGAAAUUUUUGUAUUUACCUUUUUGUAACUAAUGCUCAGAAAAGAGGUGCUUGUAUAAAAGUGGUGGUGGUUUGUUUUUCUUUAAAGGUAUCAGUCUAAUUGAAAACGAGAGCAAAGGCGUUCAGCAUUUUGGAGCUGGAGUCUUUUAGAGGAAUUAUUGUCCUUAGCAUUUAUACUUGGCUUAUCCUUUCAUCUCCCUGAACACAUCUAACUUCCAAACAAUCCAAUAUUUAUGUUUGUGUUUCAGGAACACAGGAAUUACAGUAUUAAAGAUCAGAUUAAAAUGGAACCUGACAAGCUUAAAAAUACUGUAGAAUCAGUCUUUACAGGUACAGUAUUUAUAGCUAUGGAGAGAGCUAGCUUUACUUGGUGACAACUGAGAAGGUUGUGCUUGAAGUAUUACAGGUACUGAACUAUCUCAGGGAAGAACUUCAGCUUCUAUUCCCCACCUUUGAUAUGUAAGCAAGGGUUAAACGCACACAUAAAGCUAUCACAUGGGUAAGAGGUUUGCUAAUAUACAAUCUUCUGCUAUUAACUAACUUGUCAUUGGAGUUAACCUCCUUUCUCUAAAGGCUAUACUACAAUUCUAGACCUGAACUUGCCAUGAUCUGCACCAAGUUACUUGAGGAACCCUUACUAUCAACAUGGUCAUACUGGAAAACAAUUUGUAUUUUUAAAAAGCCCUAUAUCAUCACUGUAUCU
Molecule: messenger RNA, 2997 nt
Organism: Cuculus canorus (common cuckoo)
Lineage: Eukaryota; Metazoa; Chordata; Aves; Cuculiformes; Cuculidae
Gene: ASTE1
Product: asteroid homolog 1
Exons: 4
Coding region: 138-2162 (674 amino acids)
Source: RefSeq, a predicted model, not a curated record